Molecule: messenger RNA, 1975 nt
Organism: Oncorhynchus kisutch (coho salmon)
Lineage: Eukaryota; Metazoa; Chordata; Actinopteri; Salmoniformes; Salmonidae
Product: sialic acid-binding Ig-like lectin 12
Exons: 7
Coding region: 524-1522 (332 amino acids)
Source: RefSeq, a predicted model, not a curated record
UGCGAGUAUAGUACUUCAGGUAGUACUGCUGUUAUAGAAGUGUUGUAUAUCUAUGUGGUUUCAGAUGGUUGAGGUGUGGAAGGUGGCAACAUCUUGACCACACUUGGGCAUGAGAAGCAGAAGAAGGUAGACGUCAAGGUCACUUUAGUGUCAUUUCCUAGAGCAACGGUCAUCAGUGGGAGACACAGACUACCGAGGUGCAUCAGUCAUGAUAACGCUCAGAAAACACGUGUUCCUCUGCUAUACACUACGAGUGGUGUGGUGUGUGUUGGUAGUGGCCGAGGAGUGGACCGUGACCAUUCCUAAUCAGAUAUCUGGCCUGAAGGGGUCUUGUAUCCUCAUCCCCUGUUCCUUCACACACCCCAGCACUUACAUCCCCGCUAAUGUCACCUGGUACCAGUACUCCAAGCUGCCUGGUAAAUACCCAGUCGUCUUCAGCCGCACCAAACCAGCGGAUAUCAUAGAGCACUACAGUGGUUGAACUGAACUGUUGGGAAGGGCCUCUGAUGGAGACUGCUGCCUGAUGACCAAUGGAAUGAUAUUAGAGCAUAACGGAGAGGACAUUUACCCCUGGGUGGAUGAGGUCAGCAAGUCUGUCUUUGCAUUCUUUCAGUGGAGGGUGACACUGGAGGUUACAGACACAGCACCAAGGCCACAGCUGUCGGUCAGUGAAGAGCAAAGGGAAGGGGGCAACAUCACUGUUUCCUGUGCUGUCCUCCACACCUGCCCCUCCUCCCCUCCCUCCCUCUCUUUCGGGGACCAGAGGGGGGUGGUCCAGGGGUACCACACCGAGGAGAUACAGGGUCGAUGGCGCGUCCUCUCCACCAUCUCGUUUGUGGCCCGAGCAGAGGAUCAUGAGAAAGUGGUGGCGUGUAACGUGACACAUCCAGGAGGCCAGACAGCUGCAGGGGAGGUGGUGCUCGACGUGAGCUAUGCCCCCAUGUCUGUGAGUGUCUCAGGGGGAAGCACUGUGGUCCAGGUUGGCACUAACCUGUCCCUGUCCUGCAUCAGCGAUGCCAACCCCCUUGCCAGCUCCUACCUGUGGCACUUGCUGAGAGAUGGCCUGGUCAUGCCACUGAACCACAGCACAGAGACCGCUGCAGUUACAGACUUGCACCCAGAUGAGAAUGCGUUCCACUGCACAGCUAUCAACCCUCUGGGGAGGUCCAAGCCCUCCUCUAUUUUUGUGGUCACUGCAGAAUACAAGCCAUCUAUAUUAGCAAACUCCAGCUGCUCCUACCAUGCUGGCCAAGUCAUCUGCAGGUAUCAGGCCCGGGCUCGACCAAGGGCCAAAGUGCUGUGGAUGGUGGAUGGAGGACCCCUGUUCCCUGGCUCUGACCCAACCACCUCCCCCCAGAACCACACGGUGAUGGAUAUCUGGGCUGCAGAGGGCACCUAUGAAAAUGUGUCUGUCACCUGUCUGGUCAACAACACACAUGGCCAUGAUAAGCUUCUCCUGAGUGUAUUUGUGAAAGGUGUUAUGAAAAUGUCCUCAGUGGUAUAUGAGGGUCUCAUUUUGUAAAGGUCAUUAUUAUUUGAAUAUGUAGUAUGAAUUAUGUUCAAUUAAAGAAAUGUGAGAUUGUACACAGUUGUGACAUUUAUGCUUUCCACAAUACUUUUUCUAUUCUAUUUUAUUCAACAUAAAUUAACCAUUUGAACAUACCUGUAUUCUCUUAAAUGUUUUGUCUUCACCAGCACCACCCACUAAUGUGUCCAUCAGCCAGCUCCCAGCCCGGCCUCUGGAGGGAGAAAAGGUCACUCUGUCCUGUCUGGGUCACGGUCACCUCCCAAUCAGUUCCUACAGGUGGUACCGUGUGUUCGGGGAGCAGUCAGUCCUGCUUAGAGAGGAUUCUGGGAGUUUGAGUCUCUCUGUGACCAGAGACGUGGGGCAGUUCCGCUGUUCUGCUCUGAACGAGAUGGGAGAGUGCAGUUCAGACACCACUCCUGUGAACGUUGAGUACGCACCAGCUAUACU